AAUGUGGCGAUCUGUCACAAUGUGGAAAGGAUAUUUCACCCGGGAUUCUCAACAAGGCAGGUAGAGGGGCUCCGGGGUAAUUGUUUGAGACAGAAGAAACUGACUUUUCACUUUCCUCAGUUGUUUGUAAAGUCCAUUUUGGGACCCGGAGCCGGGAGAUUUCAAAGUGAUUUGGGAGGGAUGAAAUCUCCAAUCCUGGGACCAGGUUUUGGGAAUGGCCAGGAGACUGAUUGGUCAGGUGUGCAUGGCUCUCUUCUAGAGUCAGGACCAGGGUUCUGGACUCCACCCCGGCAGACAGGAGUCAGGAGGGCUCCACCCCGGCAGACAGGAGUCAGGAGGGCUCCACCCCGGCAGACAGGAGGUCAG
Molecule: messenger RNA, 366 nt
Organism: Staurois parvus
Lineage: Eukaryota; Metazoa; Chordata; Amphibia; Anura; Ranidae
Source: the annotation of a GenBank genome assembly